AUGCCCGUGUACGCUAGUAUUGGAGCGACGGCACGUCCCAGAGAGGGAGGGCUAGACAACACUUUGAACCCAGUUGCUAGCAAUGGACGUGCUCGUGGUCAAGCAAUCUGCGAACAGUAUAAUUAUGGCGGUCGCAGCCACCCAUUUGCUCAUCACUUCGCACAGUAUCUACAACAUCAACAAUCGCAAGAACCACUUCAGCCUUCUCAAUCCUACUUCAGUGCAAGUACUUUCAUCGCUAUCAUGCAAUUCUCUUUGAUCCGCAACCUCACCCUGGCCGUUCUGGCGGGUUCAGCAGUGGCUCUUCCUGCCAUUACUCAAGAUGCUGGUAGCUUAGCCAAUGUUGAGGCGACCCAAACCGAUGUUGAGGUGAGUCAAUCUACAGUUCUUUCGCUAGAAAUUCAGUAUCGAUUGGAAAAGCUAAGCAGUAAACAGGCCCCAGUCAUGCUCGAGAAACGGAUUAUUCCCGCUAUAGCCUUGCUCCAAGUCAUUGGAGGCAAGCUCUUUGCUGGUGUAAUGAGUGCGGCCAUCGAGCGCGCCAAAGACGCCCUCGCACCCUCCGCGGACGACUGGAAAAAUUUCGACGAGGCUCGCACAGCCUUUAUGCAGGAUCAUAUUCCUGAUCUUUACAACAACCGAGUAUCAGGCACAAAGGGUGUUAUUUGCAUGAAUGGACCCUACUCUACUAGUCCUGGUGCUGUGUUUGAAGGACCCGCUACUGAGAAAUUCUCAUGGGAUAUUUACCACACCACCUGUAAACUAGUUAUACUAAUGCUGCCUCAAAAAGCUACGCUUGUUUCGAGAUUUAUUCAGGCUCCGUUACUAACGAGGGUGACGGUGGAUGGAUCAAUUGGGGUGCGGAAGGCUGUUCUAUCAACGGCCAUACCAUCAGCUGUUAAAAAGGCACUUAGUCGCUCUCAACUAUUGUCGCAAGCAUAA
Messenger RNA from Bipolaris maydis ATCC 48331, 939 nucleotides. NCBI's taxonomy places the organism in Eukaryota, Fungi, Ascomycota, Dothideomycetes, Pleosporales, Pleosporaceae. The record is from RefSeq and is a predicted model, not a curated record.